Messenger RNA from Prorocentrum cordatum, 414 nucleotides. The record is from the annotation of a GenBank genome assembly. NCBI's taxonomy places the organism in Eukaryota, Dinophyceae, Prorocentrales, Prorocentraceae.
AUGAAGCGCUUGGUCCACAUGCAGUAUGAGCGUUGCCACCACACGGUGGAGCGGCUCGCAGACCUACGCCGCCUCGCGGGCGCGGGGGACGCGGGGGCGCCCCGGCAGUCCUCGCUGUCGGGCGCGGCGGCCUCCGUCGCCGAGCCGACGGCCGUGCGGGUGUGCCGCAAGCUGGACGCGGAGGUGCGGAGGGCCCUGGGCGCGGAGCUCCUGUGGAUGCAGAGGGCCCUGGACCUCGACUCGGACUCCUGGGGCCCCGGCCCCGCCGCGGUGCGCGUGGCGACGCAGGUGCGCAGUGCCAGAGACUUGACAACGUGCAGCUGCGGUUGCAGGCUCGCCAGCGUGGGGCUGCUGGGACGCAUCCGCGCAGAGCACGUCUCGUCUGGCUGCAGCAUCGAAGGUGGCGAGGCGUGA